AUGACGGAUAAGUUAAAACGCCUUAUACACACACUCAAGCUAAAGAGAAAGCUAUGUGCCCAUCUCAAGACGUUCUCCAAUCACGUAAAACGCCUUCAGCCUCCCCAGGUGGCAAGAUCAUUUUGCCAGAACGAGGCUAUUACGGAUAAUUAUGUUUUCCAAAAUGAGACACAGAUCUCGCAGUUAGAGUCUCUUGUAGACAGAGCUCAGGGAGUCGGAUUCUUAGUAAGUCUUAUUCAUUGUUCUGAUCUGUUGCAGCAAGUCUUCUAGAACUGAAGAGAGACAGAGAGGUUUCGCAAAGGGCUUGUUCAUUGAGAUCGUGACGAGCUGACCAAUACUACCUUCAUAGAUUGAGCAUAUCCUGGAUCUUCGAAAUGCUGAAACGAACCACAAUAUGAAUCUGGCCAUGCAUGACAGAUCUAAGCAAGGAGUAGAGGAAAACAGUCUUGUCAGAGAACUAGCCUCACAAACUACUCAAGAUACCAAAGCAAUGCGAACCAUUGCAUUUAUUUCUGUCAUAUUUCUUCCCGCAACAUUUCUAGCAGUAAGUCGACGAUCCAAGCAAGAAGAUUUGCUCAAAAUUCACGUCAAGAGAACUCAUAUAUCAUGGUAGACUUUCUUCGGAUCGAAAUUUUUCGGAUUCGAAGACACCAAAGAUGGACACAGUCUGACUGUAGCGUCAAACAUUUGGAUCUAUGUUGUAACAGCUUUGGCAUUUUCGGUAGUCGCUGUAGCAAUUUGGUAUUGGUGGGGUUUAAGAAGAGGGUCUGAGCCUGAUAAAGUGAAGAACGCCGAUAUGCCUUAG
Hymenoscyphus albidus is the source of this 805-nucleotide messenger RNA. NCBI's taxonomy places the organism in Eukaryota, Fungi, Ascomycota, Leotiomycetes, Helotiales, Helotiaceae. The record is from the annotation of a GenBank genome assembly.